Molecule: messenger RNA, 2104 nt
Organism: Seminavis robusta
Lineage: Eukaryota; Bacillariophyta; Bacillariophyceae; Naviculales; Naviculaceae
Source: the annotation of a GenBank genome assembly
GAUCCGACAGGAUGGACACGUUACUGACUCUGAACAAUGAUGCCAGCACUAGUAGUGAUGCCCGUCCAUCAGUAAUACCGGUAGUAUUAGAAGAAGCAGAGUUGUUUGUGCAAUUUGGUCACAAGUCUCUAUGGACUCAAUUGGUGGUGGCGGUGGCUUCGAUCAUCUAUGCGGUGGUCCUUCACAAUGGACACUUCACCGUGUACAUUCUUGCCGUGAACCAAAGCUGGUUUUUCGUUCUUGUGUGGUGUACGACACUGGCACAACAACACAGUCGUACACCAUGGAUCUUGUGCGGUGUUUCCAAAGUGCUGCUUUUGACAGUGUUUAUUUCGUUGCGAUUGCAAGAUCAAGAAGAUUUUCCUCUGUUUUCCGGACUCAUCUUUCUGGCGUGCGUUCCGGUUUUUGUGGCGGGCAUGGUGCGCAUACGAUCCAGUCUGCAAACGGCCCAUUCCAAUAACAAUCAACAACGCAGUGCCAUGGCACUCGAUUGCAUCGAUGCGACGCUGCGAGCGGGUGUCUUGCAAUUGGCUUUGCUCACAGCGGCACUGGUGGGAUUUGGAACACUCUCCGAAGUCGAACUGGAGCAAAUUGUACGACUGGAGAGUGGCAGUCAUACUACUACCAAUGAACAAGACACCACCAGUACCAUGUUAUUUCUACUGCAAACAAAGCAAGAUCACGACGAAGCCAUUCAAGGCGCCAUUACCUGCACACAGGCCAGCAUGGCCAGUGGCGCCGUCAACUUUUUCCUCCUGCAAUCCAUCGUCACACGACAUGUGACCAAAUUGCAAUUGCACCACAUUGUGGCAGGUCGCGUCUUGUGGCUGGAAUACGCCUCCAUGGGAUCGCAAUUGCUCAUUGUUGUGGCCGUGGCGGCCACCUUGGCAUUGACGCCCUCUGCCAUGUACACAGCCUUUUUCACCCAAGUUGAUUGGAAGGAUUGGGGUACCUUUCGACUCCUCUUUCUGGUCGUGUAUUUGCUUCCAGGGGUUCUUCUCUUUCUGCUCAAUGUCUACUUUUGUGCGGUUUUUGGGAAACCCGGGCCGUUGCGGGAUUUCUUCCUGCAACGCCAUGACACAACAACCAAUUCAAGUAGCACUAGUGCUAGUAUCGGGGAGAGGAUGGACCGUGCCGAGGAAGAAGGACGCAAAUUGCAAUGAUCGGUGGAUGAUUUAUACGAUAAGGUCCAUCGUGGUGACACGGAACGACAGUCCCUGCAGGUUGCCAUCACGGAUCUACAUGGGUUCUGUCAUACUGAACUCGCGCCACGAAUGUCCCGACUGGAGGAGUCGCAUCGACAACGGCGGAAUACAACAACGACGGCAACAAUAAGCGUGAUACGGCAAUAAGGAAGGACCACUAGCACAGACGCGGUCACACAGGGCCACCUACCGUGCGAGAGGAUCUCUUCAAAAGCUAAUCUCCUGGUCCUACACCUCAUGCUCCCCUGCCCCAACAAAGGAACCAGAACAACUCAUGCGCAAGUCUUCGCAACGAACAAAAUCCUUCUCCGCCUCCAUGCUGUCGUCCUGUGAACCAGUCCUCUGCCUACCAACAACAGAAGGAAAUAUCACCCCCCAGUCAGACUCAACUCAAUCAGAGCCCCUUCACUUGGCUGGUUACUCGUGGAGACUCUGUCAAUGCUUCUUCGUUGUGCAUCUAUUUAUUUGGAGCGGGGACCGGGAAGGGUGCUGUGGACCAUCCAGUCACUUCUCGGGCCGAGAGGUUCGCAAUACCGUACAUUACGACAUAGGUCCAACCCGAGCUCUUGGUUCCGUCUCUGGGUCAUUUCCCGGCCCUACAGUGCUGGCCAUGUUGCUUCGUCAGAAGGAGCCUUGGGUCGACAGAUCGGCCAUGGGAAUGUGCCGAUUGUAGUAAUUUGCCGAGGUGCCUUUGCGCAUCGGUCCUCCUUGUCCCUAGACUUGCGCUGCGGGAGCUUCAGCAAAGCUGCCACCACCACUGGAUCGUCCAUGGGAGAAGUCUCCUCCAAAUGUGGAUGCCGUGGAUCGUUUGCUGAAGGCUGUGAAAGUGGAAGAACCAUGUAUUAUUCUUUUUGCUUUAUAGUAGUCUCCUAUCUAUUUAAUUCAUUGCAACUAGCUAC